Molecule: messenger RNA, 4635 nt
Organism: Petromyzon marinus (sea lamprey)
Lineage: Eukaryota; Metazoa; Chordata; Hyperoartia; Petromyzontiformes; Petromyzontidae
Product: transcription cofactor vestigial-like protein 2
Biological process (GO): regulation of DNA-templated transcription
Cellular component (GO): nucleus
Source: RefSeq, a predicted model, not a curated record
CACGUCAACAACAACAACACCACUGUGUUGUGUGGCCUUUGAAAAUACAAACAUGUAAUUGGCGACGAUUCGGGCAAUGGCCCUUCAUCAUAGCGCAAUGAAGAGUCGGGGAGGCUGCUACGCGCAGACUCAAAUUCGUCGACUCGAAGGGGCGCGCGUGUGAAAGUUCGCCUAGCCAAUGGGAAGCGACCGUAGGCGUGGCUUAAUUGGGGAGCUCCGCCCCUCCCCCGUGUGGGCGGGGCGUGGGGGUGGUCAAGUCAACACUGGAGCAGCGCAGCGCACUCAUCCCGCGGGUGGCUCCGUGACCACUCCUCUUGAGACCUCGUCGCCCACCGGAUCAUCAGCAAGGGUGUGUCCGCGAUGAGCUGCUUGGAUGUGAUGUAUCAGGCUUACGGUUCGGCCACUGCUUACCUCUCGUCGCCUGCCGCCUACUCCUACUCUCAUCCCGCCGCACAGCGCCUGACAGUCUAUUCCAAGAUGCAAGAUCACAGCAGGGAGCACCUCUCCACCGGCUCGAGGCUCCAGCUGGGCCAGACUUGCUCCACUCAAGUCGAACUCCAGGACCGAGGUCCGGGCGACUCGGACGGAGGGGCGGGGGAAGGAGGCGGGGGUGGCGACCGUGGUGGUGGUGGUGGUGGAUGUCCCGCAGAAGAGCCGAGGGAGACGGAAUAUCUCACGCCGCGAUGCGUGCUGCUCACCUAUUUCCACGGAGACAUCGCCAGCGUGGUCGACGAACACUUCAGCCGAGCGCUUAGCUCGAGCGGUGGCGGUGGCAGCAGCAGCAGCAGCGGCGGCAGCAUCAGCAGCGGGGCGGGGAGUCCGCCCUUCAGUCCGCCGGCCGCCGCCGCCGCCGCCGCUGCUGGAGACGCCGCCGCUUCUUCGUCGGCCUCCAAGAGUCCGCAGGGCGGGUGGAAAGAGGGCGCAUCACCCAUGAGCUCCCGAAACUUCCCCCCCUCCUUCUGGAGCGGGGCGCACGGCCCGGAGCUCCCGGCCUCUGCGGCCGCGGCGGCCGCAGCAGCGGCGGCGGCUGCGGCUGCGGCCGCCUUCGCCCAGCACGAGUCGCCCUCCCCUUAUGGUGCCGGCGGCGGUCACCCUCACCACCACCCUCACCACCACCACCCUCAUCACCACCCCCAUCACCACCCCCACCACCACCAUCACCACCCGGCGGGCCCUGCCGAGUCGGGCUGGCACUACCACCUGCCCGGCGGCGCCGGGGCUGGGGCAGCAGGAGCGGGGGCAGCCGGAGCCCCCUACGGGCGUACCCCGGGGACGGUCCACGACCUCUACUCGACCCACGCGCACUACGGCUCGCUGCUUGUCCCGGCAGCCGUCCGUGUCCCGCAGGGAGAGCUGGGAAAACACGAGUCGCCCGCCACGCAGCAGCAGCAGCAGCAUCACCACCACCACCACCCGCACCACCACCACCACCACCCGCACCACCACCCGCAUCACCACCACGCGUGGUCAGGACCCUUUCCCACCGGGGUGGACGUGGCGCAAGGGCUCGGCGUGGACACAGGUCUGCAACAUCCGGACAAGAGCAAAGAUCUCUUUUGGUUUUGAGUCGUGAUGUCCACGGACAGGAUGACGAGGACACGAACCGAGCAACCAACUGUCUAACCACUCAACCACCCACCUAACCAGCCACUCGUCCACCCAUUCAUCUCAUCUACCUGAUCACUCAUACAACCAACCAUUCACCCAGCCACUCAACCACCCAUCCACUCAACCACCCAUCCACUCAACCACCCAUCCACUCAACCACCCAUCCACUCAACCACCCAUCCACCCACCGAAUCAGCAAACCAAUCGUCAACCAAACCACGCACCCAACCACAAAUUCAACCAACCAACCGCUCACCCAAUCAACAAAUCACGCAGCCAUUAACCUCUGCCAUCAACCACACAAACACACACCCACGCAAUCUACCUAUUCACCCAUCCAUCCAACCAAUCACCCACUCACCCAAACAGUGAGUCAACCAACUACGCAUCCACCCACCCACGCAACCACUCGCACAACCAGUCAGCCCACUAACCAACCCCACCGUCACGCUUGUCAACACACGGGUAUUGAUGUUGCUGUCUCCCCCCCAGUUCGCCUACGGGGGACACGCGAUGACGUUGCACCGGCAGGGAUGGCACGUGGAGUGAUGAGUGCGUGGUAUGAUGCGGCGAGAGAGAGAGAUGAAGGCAGAGAAGGGUAGAGAGAGAAAGAGAGGGCGAGAUCAACUCUGCACGAGGUUCUCGUCGUCUGCAGAUGAGUCUCUCCUUGGCAGUGACAUCCAGUGAGUUGAUCAUUAUCGUUACGAGCGUCGGGACACAGGGGGGCCUUGCCCCCCGCCCCCGGUGGCCAAAGCAGCGAGUUGGCGGAGGGGGAGGGGGGCGGUGGGGGAAGGGGCCUUGAUAACCACCGUGCGUUAUGUUUUCAACAACAGUGUAAAAGAACAACAACGCUUAUUUAAAAUGCGGUUUGAAUAUUUUUUUUAUGAAAAUGCUUUCAUUUACGUUCCACGUUUUUAUUUAAUUAGAGGGGUAACGUUUGGCUUGCGCAAAUUGCGAGGCAAAUCAAAUAUUGGGGCCCCCCUCCCCUACCUGACCGAUUGAUGAACCCCCCCCCCCCCCCCCGAGCUGAUAAUGUGGUCACUACGUCCACUGGCCCUCAGUCCAUGGGUCCGAGGAGAGAGGCAUCGGUCCGCUGUAAGGUCAGGGCAGUGCAUGGGGUGGGGGGUGCAGGGCUCGGGGUAACUCGCACCGUGUGCCCCCCCCCCCCGACGCCUUCAAACUAAACAAGACAUAUGACAUCUGACACCGUGACGUCGAAGCGCGGCCCACACCCCCCCCCCCGCCCCCCAAGGCGCGGGCCCGGGGCGGUCGCUCCAGAUUCGCCGUACCACAUCUGGGCGGCUCUUGGCGAAGCUCGUUCGCGAACACAUUCAGCCGAUGUCGUUUCUAUACGACGGCCAAUCCGUGUCCCCCCCCCCCCCCACUAUUAAUCUCAAAUGGAUCUCGCAAUGAUUCGCUGCUUAUUGGCCACGCGUGGUAGAGCAAUCGGAGGCGCGUUACAGGUUACCCGCAGCUCGUGUGGUUACCUACCACGAGGGGGGUGGGGGGGGGGGUGGUGCGACACCGGGACCCACGUUAAAGAUCGCAGCAACAAAAACAAAAAGAAGCCCACUUAUUGUGAACUCGACAACAGGUAGUAGUAGUAAUAAUAAUUCGGCUCCGUCGCCCUCCUUCCACUCCACCCCGCCGCUCCCUCCAGAACCCUGGCCCCGUGAGUGGCCCCUUGACCACAACCCCGGGGGGGGGGGGGCGAUGACCGCUACCCCUUAGGGCAUUCCCCAACCGAGGCUCAACUCCCCCCUCCCCCCCCCCCCGGGCUGGCUCGCACACGGCCGAAAAAUACACGACGCGUAUCAGGAGGUGUAUGUACACGUGUAUAUGUAUCGUGGUUCCGCGCUAUUGCUGGAAGAUGCGUAUACGGCAUCUGGUUUGUGUGUGCGCGCGUGUAUGUGGCGUGCAAAUGUUUCAAGGGAGAUGCAAACUCUAAAGUCAACCAGCUCUUUUGCCAUGUGUAGUCUCACGCGCGCGCGCAAGGGUUCGAAUCCGGAGUGGUUCAACCGGGGUUCUCAAGGGUAGCGAGUUGGUCGCAGCCCGGUCACCAAUGAUCGCACAAAUGUUGUUGUGCGGUUUUUGGUUGUUGUUGUUGUUGUCUCCACCGACUUUCGCAAAAGCCUCCAGCUUGCCCGCCUUGGCCGAGCACGUGCGCAGAAGGAGCAACCGCGCUCCGUGCGUGAAUACAGAAAAGGGUCACUUGACGAUGUCGUUCUGUGACCUCCUCUUCCGCGGACCGUUCGCCCGUGCCUUUUUAUUUGACAUGGCUCGACCACCCGGGCCUGGCCACGGCCUCCGUCCAUCCACCUCGUGGCGUCGCUCUGUUCAGCCGCACGAAUAAUACAUUUGAUGCACUUUGCUUAUACUGCGAGACUACCGGACGGCUAACCCAAUUUGUCUCUUGACCCGACGUCGAUAGCAGGCAUGGAACACAGCUUAUGAGAAUAUUAUUUUCAAAAUAUCAGUUUCAAAUAAAUGUACAUUACUGUGUACAUAUUUCCAAAGUCGUGGCCACGACUUGAGCAUGUUGGCACAAUACCGAGAGGAAAGUGGAUACACAUGACGACAUGUGCAGUGGACACGUACGGGGCUAUCUGCCAAUGGAUCGCGAUGAUGAUGAUGGUGGUGGUGGUGGUGGUGAUGAUACAUAUUUCCCUCUGCUAUGCACGUACACUGAACGUCUUUCGCACCGUGCGUAUCCAGUCGCGCUGAUCGGAGGUGCGGGAGAGGCGUUAGAUGUCAUGCACAGAGGUUAGGCUCGCGCGUAAACGUACAAAAAGGGUCACCAUUUCUCGUGGCGCGCUUGCUUGAGAUGCCUUGUCAAACUCAAGAGCGCCAUAAAGAUCAUCGCAUGUCAACCAUUCCGAUGCGCCCCCCCUGCUGUGCAGUCUAGCCUAGGGUCAGCGUGACACGUAUUAAUCUUAAAGGGUGUUUUUUUUGGCGUUGGAACGCGUAAAUAUGUGUCGUUUAAAUCCGCCACCACCCUGCACAGCAAAUUAAUAAGGGUUGUCGCGU